GCUUUCCGUUUCCUCACUCACGCAUCUCGAGGCACUGCUCUUCUAUAAAUACCCAACUGACCCAUACAUAGCAGCAGCCUCGUUCAACAAACUCAAAAACAAUCUCUCCCCAUCUCUCUCUCUCCAGCUCUCUCUUUUCGUCUCUCUAAAUUUCAUAAAAGUUUUAUAUAUAUAGUAUACAUACACACCUCUGUCUAUUUUUAACAACAAUGUCGCCGAUUUACUUGAAAGACACUCCUCCAUUUCCGGCGGUGGAUUCCGAUCGGAGCUCCGGCGACACCCCAGACUACGACGUACACAUCAUCACUUCCGGAGGACUUCGAAUUCCGGCGCACGCUAGCGUACUGGCGUCGGCUUCGCCGGUGUUAGAGAGCAUAAUAGAUAGUCCGAGAAAGCAUCGGAGCUCCGAGAACACUAUUCGGAUUCUCGGUGUGCCAAACGAUGCCGUUUCUGUGUUUAUCGGCUUCCUCUAUGCUUCCAGGUGUUCUGAGGAAGAAAUGGAAAAAUUUGGGAUUCAUUUGCUAGCUCUGUCUCACGUGUACUUGGUACCACAGCUAAAGCAAAGGUGCACCAAGGCAUUGGCUCAGCGAUUGACAAUUGAGAAUGUGGUGGAUGUUCUUCAACUUGCUAGACUUUGUGAUGCACCGGAUCUUUACCUCAAGUCAAUGAAGCUGAUCUCUGAAAAGUUCAAGGCUGUUGAGCAUACUGAAGGAUGGCAAUUCCUUCAAAAUAACGACCCGUAUCUUGAACUUGAAAUUCUACACUUCAUUGAUGAAGCUGAGCUGAGGAAAAAAAGGACAAAGAAGCACAGAGAAGAGCAGGGCUUGUAUUUACAGCUUAGUGAAGCCAUGGAAUGUUUGGAACAUAUAUGUACAGAAGGUUGUACCAGUGUUGGACCUCACGACAUAGAGCCAAGUAAGAACAAGGGUCCAUGUAGCAAGUUCUCAACAUGUGAAGGUCUACAGCAUUCAAUCAAACAUUUUGCUGCAUGUAAAAGAAAGGUUAAUGGAGGGUGCUUGAGGUGCAAGAGAUUUUGGCAGCUCCUUAAACUUCAUUCCUCCAUAUGUGAGCAAUCUGAUACAUGCAAAGUUCCCCUAUGCAGGCAAUUUAAGUUGAAAAGCCAAUCAGAUAAGAAGGGAGAGGAUGUAACAAGGUGGAAACUAUUGGCCAAAAAAGUAGUGUCUGCCAAAGUCAUAUCUUCAUUGUCCGUAUCGAAGAGGAAAAGAGAACAAGAGCCCAGGGGGAUGGACAUGCAUAAUGGUGAUCAUUUUAGCACUAGAAGCUUCACAAUAUGAUUAAAAGCAGCUAUUUGUGUCCGUAAGUUAAAUUACAGGGAAUCACGAAAUACUUAAGUUUCAGAUCCUAUUUUGUAUUGAGGUUCAUGUAUGGAGUCUUAUAUUUUUCUUUUUCCUGCUAAGUUGGUUCACUGUUAAUUAAAGUGGGUCACGUUUGGCUGGGGUGUCAUUGUGUAGGAGAUGGCCCAAAUAUCUCAUUUCUUAUAUGAGUUGGUCAUGGUUCUUUGGCCUUACAAGUGAAAGUCUGUCCUUUCCCUCCUGGGUUGAUGGUAAACAUAGUUUUAUUUUGUAUGCCGUUAAACUACUUGUAAAAACUGUAAGGAGUGGCUGUCUCUGUCGAUACUUUGAGGGGUGUAUUGGAUUGGGAUUUUAAAGCAUUUUUUCGCAUUCAUGAAA
Molecule: messenger RNA, 1691 nt
Organism: Daucus carota subsp. sativus
Lineage: Eukaryota; Viridiplantae; Streptophyta; Magnoliopsida; Apiales; Apiaceae
Product: BTB/POZ and TAZ domain-containing protein 1
Exons: 5
Coding region: 210-1295 (361 amino acids)
Cellular component (GO): nucleus
Molecular function (GO): protein binding
Source: RefSeq, a predicted model, not a curated record